UUUGACAUUUGUGUAUUAAUUUAGAGGUUAGAAAGGAGACUGGUCUUACUUUAAUAAAUAUUGAAUAAUAAUAUAACGCUAUGGCGUUAAAUAGACUUUUUGCUAGUUUAGCUAUUACUCCUGCAUUAAUAACCAGACGGUCUAUUCACGUAACUGCCAUCAAUUUUGCUAGCCAUCCCGAUAUUGUGAAACCCAAACCUGGCUUAGGCAAAAGUUAUAGAAGAAUUGUACAUUUUCCUGAAGAAUACACAGUAAAACCAUUAGAAGUUACCAACCUCGCUGGUAGAGACCCUGAAACCGGUCGUGUUGUAGCUAAAGGGAUUGGUGGUGGUAUCAAACACAAGUACCACUGGAUAGACUGGGUCCGAGAUGGUCCCACUGAAGGACCUCCACAAGAAGAGAAAGUUAUUCAGGUAAUGGAAGAUGGUUGCAGAACAGCCCAUAUAGCAUUAGUAGCUGUUGGUUCUAAGUUGAAGUACAUAUUGGCCACAGAAAACAUGAAAGCUGGAGACAUUAUCAAGACUUCUCGCCAUUUACCUAGGAUACCGGUGAGAGCGAAUGAAGGUGAUGCAUAUGUGUUAGGAGCCCUACCAGCUGGAACCAUUGUGCACUGCAUUGAAAAAGUACCAGGCCAAGGAGGACUGUUCAUACAUGCAGCAGGUACAUUUGGAACCAUCUUGAGGAAACAGGAUGACCGUGUCAUAGUACAAAUGCCAUCUAAAAGGAUGUUCAGUCUUGAUCAACACUGCAUGGCUGUUGUAGGUCGCCUUUCAAACAUAGACCAUGGAACCACCCCAAUUGGUUCUCCACAGCGCAAUAGAUGGCUAGGCAACAGACCACGAUCUGGUCUCUGGCAAAGGAAGUCUGGUCGCCAUGGAAGAAAAAUCAAACCACCAAAACCAGUCAAAGAAAUAACUGCAGCAGCCAAAGGCUCACUGCCUGCAGUCAGGAUGACCAUGUGCCCUUAAUUUAUAAUGUAGAAAUAAUAAACAAUAUUAGAUGUUAUUAA
Trichoplusia ni (cabbage looper) is the source of this 1009-nucleotide messenger RNA. It is a transcript of the gene mRpL2, whose product is annotated as 39S ribosomal protein L2, mitochondrial. Gene Ontology annotation, cellular component: ribosome. Bases 81 to 968 code for a protein of 295 amino acids. The record is from RefSeq and is a predicted model, not a curated record. The transcript is spliced from 6 exons. Gene Ontology annotation, molecular function: RNA binding; structural constituent of ribosome. Lineage: Eukaryota; Metazoa; Arthropoda; Insecta; Lepidoptera; Noctuidae. Gene Ontology annotation, biological process: cytoplasmic translation.